GCGCGCGGAAACGUUCCGGGGAACAGGCGCCCGCCGCGCGUCUGUCUGGUCUCCUGAGGGUCGCGAUUUGAGUGCUGCUGCUCGGCGCCGGAGUCGCCCCACCACCGCCGGGAUCAUGGUGUUCUAUUUCACCAGCAGCAGCGUUAAUUCAUCUGCUUACACUGUUUACAUGGGAAAGGAUAAAUAUGAAAAUGAAGAUCUGAUAAAGUAUGGCUGGCCUGAAGAUAUUUGGUUUCAUGUGGACAAACUCUCUUCGGCUCAUGUAUACCUUCGAUUACAUAAGGGAGAGAAGAUAGAAGACAUUCCAAAGGAAGUGCUGAUGGAUUGUGCCCACCUUGUGAAGGCCAAUAGCAUUCAAGGCUGCAAGAUGAACAACGUUAAUGUGGUAUAUACGCCGUGGUCUAACCUGAAGAAAACAGCUGACAUGGAUGUGGGGCAGAUAGGCUUUCACAGGCAAAAGGAUGUGAAAAUUGUGACAGUGGAGAAGAAAGUGAAUGAGAUCCUGAAUCGAUUAGAAAAGACCAAAAUGGAACGGUUCCCAGACCUGGCAGCAGAGAAGGAGGGCAGAGACCGUGAAGAGAGGAAUGAGAAAAAGGCCCAAAUUCAGGAAAUGAAAAGGAAAGAAAAAGAAGAAAUGAAGAAGAAGAGAGAAAUGGAUGAGCUUAGGAGCUAUUCAUCACUAAUGAAAGUUGAGAAUAUGUCUUCAAAUCAGGAUGGCAAUGAUUCAGAUGAAUUCAUGUGAGAGAAGAAAAGGAUCUGUGAAAGAUGUGAAUGUAGAGACAAUUGCAGACCUUUUGAUUUCAUCUGUGUUCUGAAUUAUAAAAAAACAACCAAAAUUCUACCUUCAUUCUACAUAGAUAAUAAUUUUUGAGUUAAAAAAAUUAUUCCUUUUUUUUCUUUGCUGACAAAAGUGGGUCAGAGAGAUAUAGCUGAACUUGAAGACAGCAUAUAACUUUUAGCAAAGUGAAAAUAUUUUUGCCAGAACAUGUCUUGAUCCUUCAGGAGAGCUGACAGCCUUUGCUCUUCAGAUAGACUUUAGAACAAACCAGAAAGUAUUUCUGUUGCUAUGGUGUGUCCCUGAAAACAGAUGUCAUGAGAUGCUUUUCAUAUUCUUAACAUAUCUUCACUUCUGUUAAGAAUGUGUUGAUGGGCAGUACAUACUAAUGUGUCCUUGUUCCAGGUUAGAAAAAGGCACGCGGAUUUUGAAGGUGAUGUUGAUAUUUUCAGGUUUCUGGCUUCAGUAUUUGUGUCUCAUUGUGUCAUCUGAAUCUGUUAAUGUAAUGAUCCUUAACUCAGCUUUUCCCAGCUCCUGCGUCCCUGCUUGCUUUCUGUGAGUAAGGACCUCCAUCUGAUUCCAUUAUAUUUAAAGAAAUGGGAUGUGAGGGCUGAGCUUUGUGGCAGUUGUUUCCUGAGCUCUAACCAAAGCCACAUAUAUGACACCUUAAGCUCUGGAAGUUGUCUCAGUGCUGAGGGAGAAAUAGGGAAGAGUAUUCUAGAAUCAUCUGGGAGGUGACAAUUACAAUUGUCUUGGGAGACAGCAUGAAGCAAAAGUCCACAUUAUAAUUAUGAUUUUAGGUAGAACUAAGCAUUUCAUUAGCUGGCCAAAUAAUUUGUUUCUUUACCUUGAAAUAGUAUUUAUUUUGAGUUGUGACCCUGGAGUUCAGCUUCUCAGUUGUGGAUCCAAUAAUUUAAUAUAAUUACUACUCAUUUGAUCCACCCUGUAUUCAGUGUGCUUUUGAACAGAAGAUUUAUUCUUAUUUUUAUUAUUGUUUGCCAUGUGUAGGGCAAACUGUAGAAGAAAAAAAACCAAAUAAUGAAAAAAAGAACAAAGCCUGCCAGUUAGGAGACAUAAAAAACUAUGUCCAGAACUCUGCAUGCAAUGUUUUUAUUUUUAACUAUAGUUUUAGCAAGCAAAAAUGAUCUCUACCUGUAAUAGCAACUUUGGAACUGUGGAUAAAACCGAAAGACUAGUGUUUGCAUUUAUUCCAAGUCAGCGUAUGGAUUGAACUGGAAAAUUCCUUAAGGCAUAACCCAUUGGCCAAAUAUUGAGAGGGCAAGGAAAAUGACUACAAUUUAGUGUUUGUGUUUGUGUGUCUGUCUGCCUGUCUGUCUUUAAUGGUAUUCAUCCUGCAGUUCUGACAUUUAAAAAUUAUAAUAAAGUAUCAUAUUUUUAUCUGGAAGUACAUUGAUAUAUAAAUU
Molecule: messenger RNA, 2199 nt
Organism: Lepus europaeus (European hare)
Lineage: Eukaryota; Metazoa; Chordata; Mammalia; Lagomorpha; Leporidae
Gene: CCDC25
Product: coiled-coil domain containing 25
Exons: 9
Coding region: 116-742 (208 amino acids)
Source: RefSeq, a predicted model, not a curated record